Messenger RNA from Danaus plexippus (monarch butterfly), 934 nucleotides. It is a transcript of the gene Sod2, whose product is annotated as superoxide dismutase [Mn], mitochondrial. The transcript has 5 exons. Gene Ontology annotation, molecular function: metal ion binding; superoxide dismutase activity. Gene Ontology annotation, cellular component: mitochondrion. Bases 161 to 811 code for a protein of 216 amino acids. Gene Ontology annotation, biological process: superoxide metabolic process. The record is from RefSeq and is a predicted model, not a curated record. NCBI's taxonomy places the organism in Eukaryota, Metazoa, Arthropoda, Insecta, Lepidoptera, Nymphalidae.
UUCAGAGCUGAACAAAUCUAUCCAGAUUCCAGUAACCGGUGACCUUAUUGAGAUUGCAUAAUUGUUAUUAAGUUAUUAUUUAACAAGAAUUGAACUUAUUAUCAUUUUCUCUAAAUUGUAUUAUCUUUAAUAAUAUUUAGAAAUCAUAUUAGCGAGGAAAAUGUUCGCGACUCGCAGAAUCGGCUCUCUGAUUCGGAAUGUCGGCGCAUCUCGUCUGAAGCAUACUCUUCCGGAUUUACCGUAUGAGUACAGCGCGUUGGAGCCUGUGAUCAGUCGAGAGAUUAUGAGUUUGCAUCACUCCAAGCAUCAUGCAACUUAUGUAAACAAUUUGAAUGCAGCUGAAGAAAAACUUGCUGCUGCCCAGUCGAAAGGAGACAUACAGACCGUGAUCAACCUGGCACCUGCCUUGAAAUUCAAUGGAGGUGGUCACAUCAAUCACACUAUUUUCUGGCAGAACCUUUCCCCGAAAGGGGGUAAACCAUCUGCCGAUCUCACCAAAGCCAUUGAAAAUGAUUUUGGUUCAAUGGAGAAUAUGAAGAACCAGCUCGCAGCAGCAUCUGUGGCUGUGCAAGGUUCAGGCUGGGGUUGGCUUGGUUACAAUAAACUCAUGAAGAAGUUACAGAUUGCUACAUGCCAGAAUCAAGAUCCUUUGGAACCCACAACUGGUAUCGUUCCGCUAUUCGGUAUCGAUGUGUGGGAACACGCCUACUACUUACAAUAUAAGAAUGUAAGAGCUGAUUAUGUCAAAGCUAUCUUCGACAUUGCCAAUUGGGAGGACAUCUCAUUCAGAUACAAGAAUGCCUCUAAUUAAAUAUUGUUUUUUUUUUGUUUAUGUAACCGCAAAAGCUAUUGAAACUAGUUGCACUACCUUUAGGUGUAGUUGGCCGAGUGAUGGAGAUGCCUUAAGUUAAAUAUAUCAAUAAUACAUUAUAAA